AUGAAGUCGGUUAUCGUUUUUAGUUUAGCAGUGGUGAGCUGCUGCGCGCUGCCGUCAAAGCAAGAUAGAAAGUUUCCAGAUGACUUUAUUUUCGGAACCGCCACCGCGUCCUACCAAAUAGAGGGAGGAUGGAAUGCAGAUGGCAAAGGCGAAAAUAUUUGGGACUAUAUGACUCAUAACACUCCCGAAGUAAUAAAAGACCAAUCCAAUGGAGACAUCGCAGCUGACAGCUAUACCAACUAUAAGCGAGAUGUCGAAAUGAUGAGAGAACUGGGUUUGGACGCUUACCGUUUCUCUUUAUCUUGGUCUAGAAUCUUACCUAAUGGCUUCUCAAACCAGAUUAGUGAAGCUGGUAUUGCCUUCUAUAAUAACUACAUCAAUGAAAUGCUGAAAUAUAAUAUUACGCCCAUGAUUACACUAUAUCAUUGGGAUUUGCCGCAAAGGCUCUCAGAGUUGGGUGGAUUUACGAAUCCACUAUUUACAGAUUGGUUCGAGGACUAUGCCCGUGUUGCAUAUGAAGAGUUCGGUGACAGAGUUAAACAUUGGAUUACAUUCAAUGAACCGAGGGAAAUUUGCUAUGAAGGCUAUGGUAGUACUACAAAAGCACCUCGAGCGAACGUCACUGAUAUUGCAACUUACAUCUGUGCUAAGAAUCUAGUUAUUGCUCAUGCAAAAGCAUAUUAUGCGUAUGUUAACGAUUUCAAAGAUAGUCAAGGUGGUGAAUGUGGUAUUACUAUCAGUGUCAAUUGGUUUGGUCCACUAACAGAUUCAGAGGAAGAUGAAGCGGCUGCCGAAAUUAAACGCCAAGCCGAAUGGGGUCUGUAUGCAGAACCAAUAUAUUCACAACAAGGUGGUUUUCCCAAAGAAUUUUCCGAAUUAGUAGCCAAAAAAAGUGACGAACAGGGAUACCCACGUUCGCGAAUGCCGGAAUUUACAGAAGAAGAAAAGUCGUAUGUCAAUGGUGCUUAUGAUUUUUUUGGUGUAAAUCACUACACUUCCUAUUUAAUUUCGGCAACCGAAUAUUUGGAUGACUCUACUGCGCCAUCGUUGUACAGUGACGCUGGCGUCGGGUCAUACACUCCGCCUGAGUGGCCUCUUUCAGCGUCUUCUUGGCUAAGGCUGGCUCCUAAUAGUAUUUAUAAUGCACUUACACAUUUAAAAGAGAAAUAUGGUGACAUCAAAUUUUAUAUAACUGAGAAUGGAUGGUCGGAAACCAGUGGUGGUGAUGAUUACAACAGAAUUAAAUAUCAGAGGGCUGCAUUGGAAAGUGUCUUGGAUAGUAUAGAUGCUGGCGUUAAUCUUAGAGGGUACAUGUUUUGGAGUUUGAUGGAUAACUUUGAAUGGAUGGAGGGUUACACAGAACGAUUUGGUCUCUAUUCCGUUGAUUUCGAAGACCCAGCCCGCACCCGAACACCGAACAAAUCGGCCUUUGUUUACAAGCAAAUAAUAAAAACACGUGUCAUUGAUCAUGAUUAUGAACCAGAUUCAACAACGAUGACCAUUGACCAAGGUAGAUAA
Molecule: messenger RNA, 1518 nt
Organism: Achroia grisella
Lineage: Eukaryota; Metazoa; Arthropoda; Insecta; Lepidoptera; Pyralidae
Product: myrosinase 1-like
Exons: 6
Coding region: 1-1518 (505 amino acids)
Biological process (GO): carbohydrate metabolic process
Molecular function (GO): beta-glucosidase activity
Source: RefSeq, a predicted model, not a curated record